Messenger RNA from Carassius gibelio (silver crucian carp), 6421 nucleotides. RefSeq names its product coagulation factor V (gene f5). Lineage: Eukaryota; Metazoa; Chordata; Actinopteri; Cypriniformes; Cyprinidae. The record is from RefSeq and is a predicted model, not a curated record. The transcript is spliced from 25 exons. Gene Ontology annotation, molecular function: oxidoreductase activity; copper ion binding. Bases 60 to 6401 code for a protein of 2113 amino acids.
GGUUCAGAUUUCCCUGCACUCUGGAACAGACAGUUCUACCUGGAGUUUCAUUGUCAGAUAUGAAACUCUGCUUCUGGCCAGGGGCCCCUUACGGUUUGGCCAUUUUGGCAUUCCUGUGUAAUUGUGCCACAGCUGUGGAGAGACGAUAUUACAUUGCAGCUGUUAAUAUUAACUGGGACUACACUGCCGGACAGCAAAGGACUGGACCGUCAUAUAAAAAGGUUGUAUACAGGGAGUACAAUGAGGGAUUCACACAGGCUAAAACACAUCCCUUGUCCUCAGGGCUACUUGGGCCGACACUGCGGGGACAAGAGGGCGACACAAUCAUUGUCACGUUCAAGAACAUGGCAGAUCAUCCCUGCAGCAUCCACCCACAUGGCAUUGCUUACGGGAAGCAGUCAGAGGGAUCUUUAUACUUUGACAACACGUCACUCUAUGAGAAAGAAGAUGAUGUAAUUUUACCCGGAAAAGAGCACACAUACCAAUGGGAGGUGACGUCUGAGGUGGCCCCUAUGGAUGCGGACCCCCCAUGCAUCACCUACACAUACUUUUCCCACUUUGACAUAGUCAAGGACUACAAUACAGGGUUAAUAGGCACAAUGUUGAUCUGCAAGAAAGGCACCCUAGACGGCUCCGGAAAUCAGCUUCAUUUCCAUCAGGAGGCUGUGCUGUUGUUUGGCGUGUUUGAUGAGAACAAGAGCUGGUACAGCACUGGGGGCCCUGAACAGGCACACAAUGUGAAAUACACUAUAAAUGGCUACACAAAUGGCUCUAUACCAGAUCUGGACAUCUGUGCCCACUCCAAAGUCAGCUGGCACCUGCUGGGAAUGAGCUCUGAGCCAGAGCUCUUCUCUGUGCACUUCAAUGGGCAAGCCCUGCUGCAUGAUGGCCACAAAACCUCAUCUAUUGGCAUCAUUAGUGGAACUGCCACCAGUGCCAGUAUGAAUGGUAUCCACCCCGGCCACUGGCUUAUCUCCUCUCACAUUAGCAGGCACUUGGAAGCUGGUUUGCAUGGAUACCUAAAUAUCAAGACGUGUGAUGAGUACACGGCACCAAAGAGACGGCUUACCAUCCAACAGAAACAAGAAAGUCAAGUGUGGACCUACUACAUAGCAGCAGAAGAGGUCACCUGGGAUUAUGCUCCAAAUAUGAAAGACAACAUGGAUGGGGAUUUCCGAUCCAAAUAUUUAAAGCAGGGGCCUCAGCGAAUAGGUAAAAAAUACAAAAAAGCAGUAUUUACUCAGUAUAAAGAUGGCACGUUUAAAGAGAGAGCAGAAGAUAAGCAGAGGAAGAAAGAGCUUGGGAUUCUCGGGCCGGUGAUAAGAGCUCAAAUCAGAGAUGUCAUAAAGAUUGUCUUUAAAAACAAAGCAUCACGGCCGUACAGUAUCUAUCCUCAUGGACUGACCAUUGAUAAAGCAGCAGAAGGAGCCAGUUAUCCAGCAGAAGGGAACCAGACACACGGGAUUCAACCAGGUCAGAAUUACACAUAUACAUGGAGUGUGUCUGAGGAAGAUACACCAACGGACAGUGACCCCAGAUGUCUGACCAGGAUGUACCACAGUGCAGUGGACACUCCUCGAGACAUUGCUUCUGGUCUUGUGGGUCCUCUUCUCAUCUGUAAGAGCCAGUCCCUCAACAAAAAGAAUGUCCAGCUGAAAGCAGACAAAGAACAGCAUGCCAUGUUUACUGUUUUUGAUGAGAACAAGAGCUGGUACCAUGAUGAGAACAUUAACACAUACUGCAGUGACCCCAAAAGGGUUAAAAGAGAUGAUCCAGAGUUUUACAAAUCUAAUGUUAUGCACACAAUCAAUGGCUAUGUCUAUGAAAGUGGCCAAGAAUUGGGAUUUUGUAAUGGUGAAAUCGUGACCUGGCAUGUAUCUAGUGUUGGCGAACAAGAUUACAUCCAGACCGCCACUUUUUAUGGCCAUACAUUUGAGCUGAAAAACAGAGAAGAGGAUAUGCUCAGUCUAUUUCCCAUGACUGGAGAAACUAUCACUAUGAACAUGCUUAAUAUUGGUAUUUGGCUUUUAGCAUCACUGAACUCUCAUGAUUCCACGAAAGGGAUGAGGGUGAAAUUCAAGGACCUUGAAUGCUUCAGAGAUUACGUAAUGGAGUAUGAUUAUGAACAAGAAAAAUUCACUGUAUGGAAACCUGCGCCCCUCAGUGAUAUUAAGAAAGAGGAACCAAAACAAAUAAUCCCUAUCGUGGUUGAUGAGGACACUGAUAAUUAUGCAGAAGAAUUUGGCUUGAGGGCAUUCAAAAACGUAAAAAAUGAUGCUGAGUUUCUUGACCUUUCGAUGAUAGAUUUUGAUGAUGGUUUAUUGCCGACUACUGAGACAAAAAGCCCGGCCCCAAGCGAUGAGUUGGACAAAUCACACAAUGCUACUUUUGCAUCUUUCAAUCAGAUUCAUGGUUUAUCAACUGAAGAGGCUGGUUUGGACAAGAGACAAUCUUCAAAUAAAGUCUUGAAUGAAAGCACAAAAGAACCAUUGCUAAACAUGACAAGCAUUUCUGAUUCCAAACCAGAGGUCAUGUCAAACAAUGAUACGGACAGUGUUAUCUCAAAUCCUCCAGUUGUAGAAAGAAAAGUAUGCAGUGCAUCAACAAAGCCAGUGAAUGAAACGGAAAGUGUCUCCACAAAUGUUACUCUGGAUACUGAAAUAAAUACCAAUAUAGUAGAAAAUAGCAGUUCAUCAUUGGAGACAGACAGUUUCUCUGCUUAUACUACUCUUGUAGAAAAUGCCAGUUCAUCAUUGGAGACAGACAGUUUCUCUGCUUAUACUACUCUUGUAGAAAAUGCCAGUUCAUCAUUGGAGACAGACAGUUUCUCUGCUUAUACUACUCUUGUAGAAAAUGUCAGUUCAUCACUGGAGGGAGAGAGUGUCCCUGGUUAUACUACUCAGGAAGAAAAUGUCAGUUCAUCAUUUGACAGAGACAAUGUUCCUGAUUUUACUACUCAUGUAGAAAAUGUCAGUUCAUCAUUUGAGAGAGACAACGUCCCUUAUUUUACUACUCAUGUAGAAAAUGUCAGUUCAUCAUUUGAGAGAGACAGAGUCUCUGUGAAUACUUCUCAUUCUCCAGUAGUUGAAACCAACAUCACCCACACAAUGAAUGAAACGCACAUUUCCCCCACUAAUACCAGUAUCACUUCAUCUGAUGCUCCAGUUGGUGACAGAAACAUUACCAUGGAAAGUGACAGUCCAUCUUUAAAUUCUUCUGAAUCAAACCUCUUGAUUUCAAACCAAACUUUAGUCAACAAAACAGUAAUUCAAAAAGAGGCAAACACUAAAAAUAACUCUAACUUAGCGCAUGGUGACCAUGAUAGUUCAGGACACGUCUUCAUAUACCAUGUGCCUAGUCCUGAUUCUCUCUCCAACAGCUCGGAGACACAAACUGAGGAGGAUUUUGUGCUUCUGAAUGGUGAUCUUACCUCUGAAGUUUUAACAGAUUAUAAGACUGUUGUAGAAUAUAAUGUCUCACCAAUGGACACACCAGAGGAGAUUGGUGAAUUAAAUGAAAACACAACAAGGAUUCAAGAACUCAACAGCACAAAGGUGAAUUACACCGGUGAGAUGUUUUCGCAGAUAAAUUCUGAAACUGAGAACAUUUUUAAUCUCAGUUUGUCUUCGCCUUUGAGAAAUGGCACUUUGCAAAGCAACGAGUCUGACUCUUCAAAUGCAACUUUGUCUGAUUCCAGUCUCGACCUUGAAUCUGAAAUAACAGAGAAUGGCACAUCAUCAACUAAUGCUACAAUGAAAUCUCACAGUGAAAUUUUGAGAAAUGCAUCAGAGCUCUUUUCUUCAGACAGUACGAAGAAUAUGUCCUUUUCUCUUGGCCCUUUCAAUGUUUCAAUCACGAAAAACGGCUCAGAAAGCGAAAGUGAAGAGGAAGUAGUUAUCUAUCUGAAGAACAAUCACAGUGAGGCCAUACUCACAUCUCAUCUCUAUCCAAAAGAAGAGCACUGGGGUUAUGAAGGCAACCACGAACUGGUUCAUAUUGAAAUCCCAGAUCACAUGAACAAAUACAUCUCAGACAAUUCUGCAGCAAAUAAACCAAAGACCGAAAAGAAAAAAAAAGUAGUUCACCAGAGGGUAAAGCCGAAAAAGGGAUAUGGAAUGAAGACGAAGAAAAGGAAAGAGUAUAAGCCACAGCCACCUUCUGAUGUUUCUCCAAAGGGUUUCUCUCCAAGAGGUUUUGGACCUUCUGGGUUGACCCCACGGGGAAGCAGGCCUAUCUCUAGCGAGGAAGACCUGAUGGAGAAAUCCAUUGUCAUAGGAGUGCCAAGACGCGAUUUCAAUGAUUAUGAGAUAUACGUUCCAAAACAUGAGCAGACUGAAGAUCUUGAUGCUAUGGUUGAUACCCCAGAAGAAUAUGAAUAUAUAGAGUACAAAGACCCUUAUAGCAAAACAGCAGAUAUUCAAAGCCCAGCGCUUGAUGUAACAUCCCAGCAUUUCUUAAAAAUUGCUGGAGACAAGAAUACCAGAACUUUUUUCAUCACAGUUGAAGAGGAAGAAUGGGAUUAUGCUGGUUAUGGGCAGAGGAGGCCUGAUAAAUCAUCUCAGAAAGAGAGGCCCACAUCUUUCAAAAAAGCGGUCUUCAGAAAGUACCUGGACAGCACCUUUAGUAUCCGAGACAUCCGAGGAGAAAUGGAUGAACACCUGGGAAUUCUGGGUCCGGUCAUUAAAGCUGAAGUUGAUCAGACUGUUAUGGUAUUUUUUAGGAAUCUUGCCAGCCGUCCAUACUCUUUGCAUGCAAAUGGAGUAAAGUACUUAAAACAAAUGGAAGGCCUGAGUUACGAAGAUGAGUCACCGUACUGGUACAAACAGGACGAUGCCGUACAACCCAACAGCACCUUUAUCUACAUGUGGACUAUAAAUUCCAAAUCUGGGCCUCAAAAUAAUGAAUCUGACUGUCGAACGUGGACGUAUUACUCUGCAGUGAAUCCGGAGAGAGAUAUAAACUCUGGGCUGAUUGGACCGCUUCUGGUGUGCAGGAAGGGUACACUGGAUGAAAAGCCUCUGGGCAGAAGAGAGUUUGUCCUGCUCUUCAUGACGUUUGAUGAGAAUAAGAGCUGGUACUACGAGGAGAAUCGGGAGAGGAUUGAAAGGAAAAACAAAAGAGCAGUCAUGGAUCCAAAUUUUACAAAUAAAUUAAAGUUUGACGCUAUCAAUGGUAUUAUCUACAGCCUCAAAGGAUUGCGAAUGUACACAAAUCAGCUAGCGAAGUGGCAUCUGAUCAACAUGGGCUCUCCUAAAGACCUCCACAGUGUCCAUUUCCAUGGUCAAACGUUCAUAAAUAAGGAGUUAAAGGACCACCGUCAGGGUGUUUACCCACUUUUACCAGGUGGAUUUGCCACACUGGAAAUGUUGCCUUCAAAGCCUGGUCUCUGGCAGCUGGAGUCUGAAGUUGGACUGUCACAGCAGAGGGGAAUGCAGACGUUAUUCCUUGUGUUAGAUAAGGUCUGUGAUCAUCCUCUUGGUUUCAUCUCUGGAACUGUGAAAGAUGAACACAUAACAGCAUCUGACUAUAGAGGACAAUGGUAUCCUCAUUUGGCCAGACUACAUAAUACAGGGAAAUACAAUGCAUGGAGUACAACAAAGACAGGACAGUACAUUCAGGUGGACUUCCAGAGGCCAGUAGUGAUUAGUAAAGUUGCCACACAAGGAGCCAAGCAAUUGUUAGCACAUAAUUUUGUGCUGAACUACACCAUUUCCUACAGCACUGACAAAAAGAAGUGGACUUUCUACAAGGGAGACAGCGAUACCAUCAGAAAGACUUUUGAAGGAAACAGCGAAGCUUAUGACACGAAGGAGAAUAUAUUUUUCCCACCUCUGAUUGGUCGAUAUGUGAGGCUGUAUCCUUUACAGUCUUACAACUACCCAACUGUCCGUUUGGAGUACUAUGGUUGUGAGCUAGAUGGUUGCUCUGUGCCAUUGGGAAUGGAAAGUGGUGUCAUUACAGAUGCUCAAAUCACUGCCAGUUCUGUGGCCACCCAUUGGUACUCUGGCCAGUGGCAUCCUUGGUAUGCACGCUUAAAUAAAUAUGGGACUGUCAAUGCAUGGCGAGCCAAGAACAAUGACAUUCAGCCAUGGAUCCAGGUGGAACUCAAGGACAUAAAGAAGAUAACCGGAAUUAUAACACAGGGGGCCAAAUCAUAUGGCAAUGAGAUGUUUGUGACAACAUAUUCUCUGGAGUACAGUGAAGAUGGCAUGAGAUGGACAAAGUACACGGAUGAUGAGGACUAUGAACAAAAGACAUUUCAAGGCAACACAGAUAACAAUGGCAAAGUAAAGAACUACAUCUACCCUCCAAUAUUUUCCAAAUUCAUCCGGAUUAUUCCAAAACAAUGGCAGAAGUCCAUUACUAUGAGGAUUGAGCUGCUUGGUUGUGAUUUUGAAUAAACACUGUGCUUUCAAUGAUA